AUGGCUUCAAAGAAGAUGAUGACAACAACUAUAGCUCUCUUCCUCACUAUCAACCUCGUCUUCUUUGGCUUCACCGCGGCCCAAGUCCCCAGUCCUCAACCUCCGGUGUGUCCCAGAGAUAGGAUCCAACUCCAACCCUGUAUCCUCAGGCUUCGCCUCAGCCUGUUCCUUACCCCUCGAAUAGUGGAGCCAUGCUGCACUCUCGUUGCUGGGCUAUCACCCGCUGUGGCCUCUGUCUGCCUAUGCAAUGCCGUUAGAAUCUCGAUCUUGAAUUUCAUCGUGAUCACGGCGAGACUUGAUCAGGUUCUUAGACUCUGCAAUGUCAGUCCACCAACUGGUUUCCGCUGCACUUAA
Arabis nemorensis is the source of this 354-nucleotide messenger RNA. NCBI's taxonomy places the organism in Eukaryota, Viridiplantae, Streptophyta, Magnoliopsida, Brassicales, Brassicaceae. The record is from the annotation of a GenBank genome assembly.